Messenger RNA from Lolium rigidum, 2071 nucleotides. RefSeq lists its product as uncharacterized. Bases 1 to 1965 code for a protein of 654 amino acids. Lineage: Eukaryota; Viridiplantae; Streptophyta; Magnoliopsida; Poales; Poaceae. The record is from RefSeq and is a predicted model, not a curated record. The transcript has 9 exons. Gene Ontology annotation, cellular component: ribosome. Gene Ontology annotation, biological process: UDP-N-acetylglucosamine biosynthetic process; rRNA processing. Gene Ontology annotation, molecular function: UDP-N-acetylglucosamine diphosphorylase activity; ribosome binding.
AUGGCGUCUCCCGCCUCCGUCUCCUCGCCGGUUUCCCUCUCCCUCCCGCUCCACCCAUCCCCGUGCCGCCGCCUCCCGGCGCUGCUCUCCCGCCCACCUCCCCGCCGUUUCGCCCUCGCGCCGCCCCGCCCCGCCGCCGCGCUGCUCUCCAGCCCAACCCACGCGCAGCAGGAGAAUGAGCUUGAGGAAGACGAAGACCAAGAACAGGAUUCUGAGGAGGAGUAUGAGGGGUAUGUUGCGGGGGAGGACGACAUGGUGGAGGUUGGGUACGUGAGCGGCGCGCACGGGGUGCGCGGCGACGUCCUCGUCUCGCCCCGCACCGACUUCCCCGACCUCCGCUUCGCCACGCCCGGGAAGAGGUGGCUGCGGGCGCGCGCUGCCGGGAGGAUGCAGGUCAGGGAGUUCGACCUUGUGCGAGGGAAAGCCCACACGGGGAAGAAGGGCUGGAUCGUGCGCUUCGGCGGCGUCGACUCCCUGGACGAGGCCAGGCAGAUAGUUGGUUCAGCUGUGCUGGUGAAGACUGAGGAUAGGCCGGAGAUGGAGGAGAAUGAAAUAUACUCGCUCGAUCUCGUUGGCAUGCGUGUUAUUGUCAAGGACACAGGCAAGCUUGUUGGAACAGUUGCUCAGGUCUUCAAUUUUGGAGGUGGCGAUCUUCUCCAGGUCAUGGUUGGCUCUGCCGAGAGUGAUGUUCAGCCAAGUUCGAAGAAUUCUGAUUCAACUCCAUCCCGUCAGCACGUGUGGAUUCCAUUUGCUCAAGAUAUUGUGCCUGAUGUUGAUAUGGAGAGUAGAGAGAUGUUGAUUACACCACCAAAGGGGCUUCUCGAGAUCAACACACGUCCUGAGAAGUCGAAGAAAGAAAGGCGUGCGAUGGAUUGGAAGGAAAAGAAGAAGCUACAGCGUCGCAUAACUGCAGCGAAAAAAGUACUAAAUGAAAUGGAACAAGGCCAUAUUUUGGAAGGUUUGGCAUCAGGGGACAAGCUGGAAAAGGAUUCACUUGCAGAACAGAUUGGGAGCAUUGACUUUCAGUUAUUCAAACAUGCAAUGAAUAGUGUCAGCAAGCAAAUUGACAGCACGUUCAAAAAUCUGGUUGCUAAUUCCUCUUCAUCAAGAAAAAAUGUGAUGCGGAUACCUUGGGAGACCCUUAUGAGCCAUGAAGAGAAAGGGAAUUAUUCAUUCAGUAAUGAAUUCAGCAAAGGUCGUGAGAUCCUUCAAACAUCAAAAGCAGCAAUCGUGCUUGUUACAAAUGACUCUGAUUCUUAUGUUAUGGAUGCUGAGCUUCAGAGAUUGCUUAAUUCGUUUAGUGAGUUUAUGAAGGGUGAAGAAAAUCAUAGCUCUCUCCCCUUCGUUAUUGUUUCUCCAGCCGGUCAAGUGGAUUCAAUUAAGAGCUACUUGGUGGAGAAUGACUAUUUUGGUUUUGACAUUCAAAAGGUCUGGAUCCUCGAAGAGAUGAAACUUCCAAUUGUCAGUCUAUCCUCCGAGAUAAAGAGCAAAAAAAUUCUGCUGAAGUCCCCAUGGGAGGUACUUCAAAGGCCAGCUGGAACUGGGUCGAUUUUCAGCUCACUAUCAUCAAAUAAAAUUUUGGAAGCAUUGAAUGCAAUGGGCAUAAAGUAUGUACAGAUAUGCAGCGUCUCCGACAGACUAGUUCUCGGCCACCCUUUGCUCUUAGGGGCUGCAAGUUCCCGCAGCUCGGAUGUCAGCAUCAAGCUCCGCAAGACCAGAGACAAUACAGAAGAUGGUUUCGAUAUGAUUCUUUCCAUCAACCACUUGAACAAAAUGUGCAGAGAUGUCAGCAAGGUUAGCUUCACUGCACACCCUGAGCAGCACGAACACGUUGAGCGUGCUGAUGGCCAGUGGGUCACCGUCCAGCCGGAGGUGGAAAACUCUCAUCGGCUGAGUGCAGAUGUUACAAGUGUAUUGGAUUCUUGCUCUCCUGACAAGCUGUUCGUCAUGGAGAUGGUCGAGUAGUGGACAGUGGUUAGUGAACCCUGCCUUUUUUUUUUGCUAUUGUACUGUAGAAUUGUACAUAACCAGACCCAAGUACCUUCACAUAUAUGUGAUAAUUUUCUGUUCA